Actinia tenebrosa (Australian red waratah sea anemone) is the source of this 2782-nucleotide messenger RNA. RefSeq lists its product as uncharacterized. Gene Ontology annotation, molecular function: signaling adaptor activity; receptor tyrosine kinase binding. Gene Ontology annotation, cellular component: cytoplasm. Gene Ontology annotation, biological process: enzyme-linked receptor protein signaling pathway; cell migration. Lineage: Eukaryota; Metazoa; Cnidaria; Anthozoa; Actiniaria; Actiniidae. The record is from RefSeq and is a predicted model, not a curated record.
AUGUUAUCUUAGUUAAGCUUAAUGCGGUAUUUCACGUCAAUCAUGAGCUAACUAAUCUUUUCUGUUCAAAAGCGUUUGUCAACGAACAUUUAGGGUGCCUCGGAGAAAGAAAGAAAAGAAUCCGUUGAGACGAAAUUACCGUAUUUUGUUGGAUCGUACACUUGCUAAACUCGCCUCUGCCGGGUUAUGUUUUCGUUGAAGAAACAAUGUUUACUGAUUUUAGACGACUGUUUGUUGUAUAAAGCUUUGGAUGAGAAGUAAACUAGCGCUUAUUCCGUUAGGAGAAUUAAGCUUAUUUGACUGGUGCUUUCAUCAAUGGGGAUAUCAUGUUCCAACACUGUAACGCUAGCAAAAGACAACCAAGUUUCACGAUCUACACCGUCAACAAAUGGAUCCAUCUCUAUCAAUACUACAGCAAGUAAAACCAUUCAAUCAGCUUCCGUGUGGAAUCCAUUUAGCAUCACUAGAGCAGAAGCAGAAGAUCUCCUUCAAGAAUCAGACCCUGGUUCAUUCGUGUUCUCUUACGACAUGACAUCAGAAUUAUUUCUUUCUUUAAGUGCUGGUAAAUAUGUUUGUCAUCAUUCGGUCGUCACACGAGACAACUCGUAUUACGUCGGAGCGAAAAGAUUCGACACAGUGGGAGAAGUUAUUGGCUAUUUCAAAGACCACCCUCUAGGAGAAAUAACUUUAAAAGAAGAGUAUAAGAAACCUUCAUUAAAUACAACAAAUAUUCAAGUAAAACAGCAUCCAGAUGUCUUAAUCCAGUCCCCUGCAACAGCGAGCAGUAGCGAUGUCAGCUCAUCUGAAAACGAGAGUCGAAAAGUCACACUCACGCAACUACCCAAUCAGGCACCAGAAACGAGUCCUGCAAUAAGACGUUAUCAGCAUCAAAGAGCUACCGUUCCCGUCGAACGAAUAGACGAAGAAGAAUACGACGCUAAUAACAAAACAGAAAUGGUUGAACGAAAUAACAGAGCGAACAGAACGACGAACAGCUCGUUGCGUUUACCUCGAAACAAAAUAGAACCAUUGCCUAGAAAACCGUUGCUACGGUCUGAAGCAAUAGACCAAGAUCAGCAAGAAUCGUCCUCAUCUGGAGCUGAUCGUGAAGUCCCAAGCAGUAUAUCUCUGAUGCCGCUGAUUCCUCAACAAGAUUAUCAAAUGAGAUCAUCUCCCUUGAUCAGCUGACAAGAUUAUCCAAUAGGAAUACUCCAAGUAAUCAGCUGACAAACUUAUCCAAUGGGAUUUCAUUAAUUCAUUAGCUGAAAAGAUUAUCCAAUAGGAUCGCUCCAAGUAAUCAGCUGACAAACCUAUCCAAUGGCCCUUCACAACAAGGAUAUCCAAUAGGAUGCUGGCAAAUAAUCAGCUGACAAAAAUAUCCAAUGGGAUUUCACUAAAUCAUCGGCUAACAAGAUAAUCCAAUAGGAUCACUCCAAGUCAUCAGCUGACAAAAAUAUCCAAUCGGAAUUGACAAAAUUAUCACAACGAUAUCAUGACGUGAGUGUCACGCACACAAUUCAAACCUCUUCAAAUCAAAAAAAUUUAAUUUUUAGAUUUUUUUCAGGAUGACCUGCAGUGUAGAUAUAUAUUACGAAGAAGUGGUCAUACGCCAUCCUUUUUAUCUAGACGUGUAUAUUUUUUAGAUAAAAGGAUGUAUUUAACGUCGAUAGCCCAGCUCAAAGAUCUGUGGUACUAUAUGUUACCAUAGUUAUCGUGCCGACAAUCACGUGGUUCCGUUAGAACCAAUCAAAACACAUGCGUUAUUCAUAAGAAAACCGUUGUAUAAUAGUUGUACAAUGAUGAAUAUAGAAUAUAGAUAAGGAAAAUUUUAAAUAUGAGAAUUCUUUUGUAGUUUAUAUGCACCCACUAUUUUAAUUUGUUUGUCACAAGUAUAUCUAUGCCUGAGUCAAACGAUUGAGUGAUGAACACAGGAAAAUCUCUUUCAACCCUUUGGCCAGUACUCCCAGUUCGGCCUACCUCGACCUCGAAAAACAUUAUAACAGAAAAUUAACCAGUCGUGAUAGAGUAGCUGAGAGAGACUGGAAAAUAGUGAACAACCGCUGCUUAUGAUAUACGCAGGUGCAAAUAUGUCAGGCUGAGUAAAUUCUUCGCUUGUACUUUACACCAUAGCCGCCAUGUUGGUGGUAUUUAUUUAACGAAAUAUUUCUCAUUAACAUCCAUUGUCAAUUCCACCAACAUGGCCGCCAUGUCUUUCUCGUUUGAAACUCUUGGAAAUGAUUGGGAGCAUCAACAUGUAGGAAAAUUUAAAGCUUCAUGGAAACAUCAACAUAGUUGAUUUUAAAUUUAUUAUUUAUUUAUUUAAUCUGUUUAAAUUAACCUACCCAAAUCAAAAAUGAAUGAUAUAUAAGUUAUAAUGACCGCGCUCGAUUUUAGGUUACUGACGACUAUAGAGCGUUUUCACGUGACGUCACAGCGGGCAUUAUGGGGUACCAAAACAAUACAUUUUCAAUCCUCCGGGAACUGAACUCUAUUUUAUGCAAAUGCUGUGUAGAAAGUUUCUAUUGUUUAUGGCUGUCUUCUCACGUGAGUGAAAACGCUCUAUAGCAAAGUACAGCAGGUACAGUAUAGGAUAUAUAGGAUCGAUCUUUGGGCUUUCACUUAGUUUGGAGCCUAGAUCUGUUGUGAUUGUCCCACGCUGUGAUACAACAGCAAAAAGCUUUGUAGAUAUACUUGGUAGAUAGUGAGCUUACGACGCGGGAAUGACCUCCUGAAAAUGAAGGAGAAGAAAGAACAUGAGGAAACAAGUUGCAGUACUAUGAAA